CUCCAUGCAGCCAGUGGUGUGUCAGUUUGCUGCGUUGUGUGAACUGAGACCGUGUCGUGCGGGUGUGUCGUCAUCAUUAUUCAGUCUGUUGCCUAGUUACAUACGUUUAUUGUCGAAUCGUGUGUACAUACUGCCCUUCAGAUACAAAGAAAAUAAUAAGAAGAAUAAGCAUCGGAAGAACUGAGCGUUGGAUAUCUUCAUUGCAACAAAAUUACUCGUUUCUUGAAAUGUGAUACAAAUUAUAACUAAUUAAUAAUUGUUAUAUGCUGUGGAAACGAAGCUUUUAGCAGCAUAAUGUGAUAGUAGGACACUGAUAAUGUAGUGAUAGUGUGGAUUGUGGCUGAUAAUCUCAAGAUCAGAAGUGAGAUAAAAGUGACGAGAAAAUCUUACAGCUGGCAGAUAUUAACAGAUGAUGAUGAUGGUUUGCUGGGACCGGAACAUGAAGGGCUAACUUGAAGUAGAUCACUGUGGUUUCUGCAACACCGUUUAUAAUCAUCAGUGUGUUCAACGUUGUGUAACGUGCGCAGUUGACGAAAAGUAUAAACUCGGCAAACAAGUAAGAUACAAGCAACCGAAAUUAACGAUUGAAGAAAAUUGAGGUUUUCAGAGCGCGAGAUGCCAGGAGUACACAGUCACUAAUCAUAGCAGCUUCAUGGCGUCACUUCCUGUAGCCAGACGGAGCCUUUCCUAUCAGACGGAGGCAGAGAACGGACACAGACGAUGAAGCCAGGAGUUACAGUGCCGCUGGGAGUGGUUGUGGCGCUGCUGGGAUUACUCCUUCUUCUGCAAGGCUGCUGGGAGGUACGUGCAGAGAUAGGGGAACGUUAUAUCCGACGUAUUACGGCGGCAGGCCUCCCAUCAUCCAACAGCACCGAUGCUGCCAAGGUCAGACAGAAGAAGUUUCAGGUCAGAGGAGAAGAAAACUGCACAAAGGGAGGAUCCUGUAACAACCCCACGACACCAGCGCCUCCCAGCACUUCUACAGGUAAAACAGUGGCUUCAUUUCAAUCAGAUGACGUUCUUCAAGGACGCCUCCACGCGGAAGUACUGAGGUACUUAACCACAACAAGAUCGCCAUACGAUAUCGGUUAUGAUUCAUACUUUGGCAGCGAUGAUUUUAACGACAGUACUAUCCGUGCACCAAAGAAAUCGUCUUUUGUUGACAAACGUCAAUUGGGAGCAGAAUCUACGAAUUUCGAUGUUCCCCUAACAACUCCAAGAAUAAAGUUGUUUGACGAUUUUCACGCUAGAAUGACAGAAGGAAUUCGACAAAACCUUCAAGAAAUGGACGAGCAGAGGUUCCGAGAAGUGACACCGGGAUAUGGCGAUAAGGGGAUGGAUGGACACCAAACGGCUCUCAUACCUGAACGCCUACCUUCACCCGGAGACCCAACAGAGAAGACAGAUGAAAAAGUUGCGCUGGAGUUUGUAAGUAAUUUCUCGAUCGUAUACAACGAUUCAAUACUUAAUAACUCUGUGAAGAGAGAUGUUGUGGUAGAGAAUGGAAGUCACAUUGACUUUGACUGGUCUCGUGUUUACACAAAAAUUGAGCCUGAUUUAAAUCGAACCACAUAUUACGUCUUAAAUGACACAAACUCAACUAUAAACCCUGACUAUGAAUCUGUGUCAACAGAUUCGAGAAACGAUAAACACAGUUCCCAGACUACCACGACUGACGGACACUCAAAAGUGGGCGAAGUAUCUUUGGAAUCGUUAGGUUCCUCUGAGCGGUCUUCGCCUCAUCUGACCACGGUAGCCGAACAGAAUGCGACAGAGAAUAUUAAUACAGGGACACCUGAUGACAAAAACAGUACAACAUCGGAAUCCACAACGGACCGAUCCAUCCUUAGAUCUCAUGAACCAAGAAACUGUUCUUCAGACACAGAAAAUGUUACAGUAACAAUCGAUGGGCCUAUCACAUGCGUGAUAUCGAAUGAGACAAAAUUAGCACCAAUCGAUAUCGAAAUGAAGUAUACCAACGAAGAUACAAUAACGAGUUCCAGCAGCGGUGAUAUAACAGUCGAUGAUCUGAAAUUCAACACAGUUAGUCCCAUUUCUGAAGAAGGUAACAUCAACCGAGGUAGCAGGAUGGUAGUGUCCGGACGUGGCCAACAGAAUUCUACGAAUGGCCUGGAACAAUCUUCCCAGACUCCACUCUCUGGAUCUUCCGAGAACAGCUACAACAGUGAUGAUGCGAUAAAGAAACCCAAAGCAAGACAUAAUUUGCUAAGCAAUGGAACAAGUAAUAGUGAGUUGCAGGUAAAAUCCAGCACAGCGUCGGCAGAUAUCGGAGAGGAGUCGUCUCAAACUACAGCCGAUGCCAGGAACAUUCAGAACAACACAAAUCCGACUUCUGGGUACGGAUUUACUGUGGGACAAGAAGAUAGUUCUACAGUGGGGUACACCAGUAGUUCAAGAGGUAGAACGUUAACUUACCGCCGACCUUAUACAACGGCAAGCAGCAACGCGGAAGAUGCCAGCGUCCAGUCAUCAUCAUCUGUCAGAAAUUCUACUAGAAGCCCCUCUGUCAACACAGAGGCCGUUCGGAGCCGGAUGACUUCCAAACGACGCCCUCACACCAGCACCGAAGCGUCCAUUGCUUUGGUUUCAUCAAGCAAUCUGACAACAGAAAGUAAUGUUAUUGUAAGGGGGUUGCCGGUCUUCGCAAGACGAACGCCACUCCCGAAUGGAACUGAUAAUAACGAAGGAAAUGACAUAAUUUAUGUUAGAAAUAACGUAUAUACGCCUGCAAAACGGAAUCGUGGAUCGGCCCGUUACGGAAGCCAAAGGAGUGAUGCCUCAGGAGGUGUGACGAAUGCCUCAUCACCUUUCUCCAAACUGUCGACACCGGUAGCUUGGGCUUUAGUGAGUAGAAAGGGGCCCGACGGAGAGACACGGGUUUUACGCCAGGAUAACUCCACGUCGGACGCACAAGUCAGGCGGUGGUAUCCUACAAGGGGCAGAAGACCGUGGAACUCAGAGGAACAAGGUUCCACGACUAUUGCUUCCGACGUAGAAAACGUAGAGCCAACUUUAACAUCACCAAAGUCAACGAAACUCAGGCCGAUAAUAAGAACCAGUGGCGUUCUUUCUCAGAAGUUAACACAACCAUCGAGCAUGCAAGAAAACAGGCUGUCUUCUGUUCAGGUUGAUGCCCCAACGACUGAGCGGUACAGCGAAACAACCGAGGAGCCUACCACUGAAGACGAAGUUUCUUCCACGCCUCAUCAGGUCAUGAUCGACACCAAAGACCUGACAACCUCCGAUUCCGGGUAUGAGAAGACUGGAACCAUCAUUCCAGUAACUAUCACAAGUUCUGACAUGUCUACUAGUUUAUACACGGGCAGAGAAGAUAUUAGUUACAAAUCUUACUUCUUUCCUACAUCAGAAGCAAAUACAGCUGUAACACAAACUACAACGGAUGACGCUUUCAGACUGUCAACUGAAUCUAUUGAUAGCACUACGGAGAAUCUUGAAUCAACAAAUCUGGAGUCCGAAAACGCAGGUACAGAGGGUUCGUUUUUCGACAGAUUAUCAACAGAAGAUGAUAACUUAUUGUCCACACCAGCAGCAGAUGAAAAUACUGUUACAUCUACCACUGAACGCCCGUUUCAAAGCACAACAAGAGAAAAUGACAAUCAAAACGACGAUGAAGAGUCGAUAAACCUCGAGAUGUCUCAUGGCUCAGUCGGUAAUUCAGGCGAUGUGGAUGAAAACAAGCAAGGUGGUAACAAUACAUUCGAAAAAGUACCGGAAGAGGAUGUCAUUCGGUCUGGAGACGAAUCUCGGACAGAAGUCAUCAGUCCAGAGGGUGCGUACAAUCAAGGGGACAUUUCUGGCAGCAAUUUGGAAGGACAGAAUAAAAAUUCGGAAGCCAAUUUUCAAGUGGAUGAUACUGAAAGUUCCGGGAAACUUUCUGUAAUCUCGGGUGACGGUAACGAACCGUACCCCAUCCACGAAGAGCCCCAGAAAGGUGGUACACCGGAGACAGCCACUCUUGACGACAAGUCUGGCACAUACACCGCAGAAGAAGACUUUUCAUCAACUGGUUCAUAUGAAAUUCAAACCAUCACAAGUAACGCUGAUGACGUGGAGACAUUUUCAACUCCCCGAAGCGAUCAGACCAACGUCUGGAGCAGUAGUACUGGCGCUGUUGAAUGGGAUGCAGAUUCAACUACGCUACCAUCAGCGUACAAUGUUCCCUUCUAUUUGAUUCUUUCCGUGAAUGCGUCCUGGUCUGAUUUCUGUGAGCAUCUCGACGAGUUCAAGCAGUCUGUUACAAAGCUCAUGAGGAGUAAUGGCAGGCUUAUAGAGACUUAUCAAGUGAUUCUGCCGAACUCGGAUGAGACGCGGUGCUUAGGAGCCACCACAGAUCUGUCACCUUCGAUUGAAGUCGAGAUGUACUUAGUCGACGAAGCCAGCUACUUCGAUCAUCAGCUCACAUAUGAUUUCUAUUGGUUCUGGAGAGAGUUUGGGCUAUCAGACUUACCGUUUAACAUUAACACAGUGCAGACUGCCGAACAGACAUCUGAUGGCGGUUCUGAAGACAUAGGUGGGGGGAUGAUCGCCGCCAUUACCAUCUCCUGUAUCGGAGCCGCGUGUCUAAUUUUACUCGCUGUCCUCUGGCUUGUGAUGAGAAAACGCCAGGAGAGUUUCACCUAUGGACAACGCUGCACACCAGUGUCCCUGGACGCCUACAGCCUAGACAGCGUCUCCGUGUGUGGUUCUGUCAGGCGCAAGGGUGGCGUCAGGAACUCGAAACGAUCCUACGGCAACGCGGGAUUCGAUGAUCCAUCUUCACCAACACAUCCAAUGGGUUUCGCUGGGUUGGCCAAUUUUAUCCUCAAUCGGGAAUCGUUGGAGGAGGAGUAUGCUAGUAUUCCUCAGGUGACAGCCAAUGUUGAUGAGCUUCCCGAAGGAGCUGACACCAAGAACCGCUACUCCAAUGUGAUACCCCUUCCUGAGACAAGGGUACAGUUGUCUCCACGUGAAGGAGAUCCACUGUCCGAAUAUAUAAAUGCUAAUUUUGUUCAUGGCCCCAAGAAUGCAAGUAAAUACUACAUCGCGUGUCAGGCUCCACUGGCAUCCACUGUGACCGAUUUUUGGCGCAUGAUCUGGGAGCAGCAGAGCAAAGUCAUACUAAUGCUUACAGACCUCGUUGAAAAUGGUGUCGAGAAAUGUGCAGAUUACCUGCCUCCUUCAGAGGUACUCGAUUGCCACAGGCUGUUUGGUGACUUCCAAAUCACCCUGAAGAAGAGAGAAGUCAAGGAGCUGUAUAUCAUAUCCACACUGCAACUGAAGAACCUAGAGACAAAUUCGUGGCGUGAGGUGAUGCACCUGUGGUAUGUAAGUUGGCCGACACAGGGUGUCCCUGACGACGUGAGCUCAGUAAUCGCGUUCCUGCUCGAGGCCCGGCCAUACAUGCGUGGGGGUCCCUGUGUGGUGCACUGCAGCCCUGGUACAGGACGCACGGGGGCUGUUAUCGCCUGCGAUCUCUGCAUCAGGGACUUUGAGACCCUGCGUAUCGUUGAUGUCCCGCGCUGUGUGGCUCGACUCAGGAGGGACAGGGCCGGUGCUGUACAGACCCGUGACCAAUAUGUCUUCAUUUAUCACGUUAUUAAUCUUUAUGGCACAAAAUUGACUGGUGGUGCACUGGAUUCCAUAUGAUGCUUCAUGUUACAAGAGAUUCGAUAGAAAUGUCGUCUUCAAUAAGGGAUAAUAUGCACGAUUGCAUUUCUUGACUAAAAUAAAUAUAUCGUAUGAAUUAAAAUUCAACCAUGAAAAAUAUUUUAAGAUGACAAAUGAAAAUCGGAGAACGGAAAGUAUUAUAUUACGUAGGGACCAAUAUAUUUGUAGAAUAUGAUUUAAAUCAGCAUUUGGAUAUCAGAAAAUGUCACUGACGUUAAGAUACAGAUACAUGAUUUUAAGGAGAGCGCAUAUAUUCUUUUAUAACAGUAUAUAAAUUGUUGCACUUUCUGGAGCAUCAAGGGAACAGUAACAAUACUCAGUAUUUUAUUUAAGUUAGUUAUGUUAAUGCGUAGCAUAGUUUUUGGGUGAUGAACAGUUUGUAAAUAGCACGUCAAAUCUUUGGCUGUGGUCUCGGUUAUCUGAACUCUUAGACAGAAAUUCUACGUAAAGACAACGUUCUUCAAAUUAACUACGAAUAACAAAACAGUUAAAACUGAAUUGCCAAUGGAAACUUUCUUCACGUAAACUUUUGUUGAUUUUCGGGAUAUAUUGUCAAUGGAAACUUUCUUCACGUAAACUUUUGUUGAUUUUCGGGAUAUAUUG
Messenger RNA from Zootermopsis nevadensis, 6291 nucleotides. NCBI's taxonomy places the organism in Eukaryota, Metazoa, Arthropoda, Insecta, Blattodea, Termopsidae. The record is from RefSeq and is a predicted model, not a curated record.